AAGAGUUCAAAGGCGGAUUGGUUGAAUGAGAUAAAAAUGUUGUCUUACGUUAUAAGUAAUUUGUAGGCAGAAACGAAGCUUAAGUAUUUCAUAUUUCUCUUAAAAUUGGUAAUGUUUAGCUUCACACUCAACAGGUAACUAUGAAAUCAUCAGGAACACUCUUUCAAUUCUAUAACUGUAGAAUUCUACGGAGCUCACGCAUAUAUAAAGAAGAUCUUUGGGUUAGAGACUCCAAAAUUGUGAAUCCAGAACCAAUAUUUUAUGAUGAAAAAAUUGUAGCUGAUGUGAAGAUUGACUGCAAAGGAGCCUUGAUUGCCCCUGGAUUUAUUGACUUACAAAUAAAUGGGGGAUUUGGUGUUGAUUUUUCCACUGGGAACUAUAAUGUACCUCAGAAUCCUGUGAUUAAAGUUGCAUCAGGGCUACUUCAACAUGGGGUAACUUCAUUUUGUCCUACUGUUAUCACUUCCUCUGAUGAAACAUAUCACCAGAUAAUCCCAUUUAUCAAGAAACAAAAUGGAGGCAAAUAUGGAGCUGGAGUAUUAGGAGUUCAUGUUGAGGGUCCUUUUAUAAACAAAGAAAAAAAAGGAGCUCACCCAGUGCAAUACAUCAAGGAACUUAAGAAUGGGUAUUCAGAUAUUAUAAAUACAUAUGGAAACACUGAAAAUAUUUGUUUGAUUACCAUAGCACCUGAAUUAGAUCCAGAUGGUAUUGUUAUUUCAGAACUGGUGACACAAGGAAUCACUGUUUCACUUGGUCACUCUAAUAGCAGUCUCUUGCAAGGUGAAACUGCCAUUCGCCAUGGAGCAUCAUUCAUUACACAUUUAUUUAAUGCUAUGUUACCUUUUCAUCAUAGAGAUCCAGGAUUAGUUGGACUUCUUACAAGCCUAAAAAUACCUAAGGACAAAAAAGUAUUUUAUGGCAUCAUUGCAGAUGGUAAACAUACACAUCCAGCUACUUUAAGAAUAGCAUUUCAUUCAAAUCCUAAGGGUUUAGUAUUAGUAACUGAUGCUAUGUCUGCUAUGGGCCUGAAAUCUGGUUUAUAUUGCAUUGGAGAACAGAAAGUAGAGGUUACGAAUGAUCGUGCAGUAGUUUAUGGAACUAAUACUUUAAGUGGAAGCAUAGCAUCAAUGGAUUUUUGUGUUCGUUUUCUAAUGGAAUCAACAAGUUGUUCACUGGAGCAAGCAAUAGAAUGUGCUACUCUACAUCCAGCACAGGUGCUUGGAAUAACACAUAAAAAAGGAACUUUGGAUUUUGGAACAGAUGCAGACUUUAUACUUCUUGACAAAAACAUUACUGUCCAAGCAACUUAUAUUGAUGGUUUAUGUGUAUGGGAAAAAGGAUUAUAGUUUGAUGCUCACAUGUAUCUGAGUGGUAUCUAAUUUUUAUCAAUUUAGAUUGAUUUUAAUAAAGAAA
Uloborus diversus is the source of this 1413-nucleotide messenger RNA. Its product is annotated as N-acetylglucosamine-6-phosphate deacetylase-like. The record is from RefSeq and is a predicted model, not a curated record. NCBI's taxonomy places the organism in Eukaryota, Metazoa, Arthropoda, Arachnida, Araneae, Uloboridae. Gene Ontology annotation, molecular function: N-acetylglucosamine-6-phosphate deacetylase activity. Gene Ontology annotation, biological process: N-acetylglucosamine catabolic process. Bases 141 to 1346 code for a protein of 401 amino acids. The transcript has 10 exons.